UUGGCCACGAUCGAUCGAGUGGCUUUGGGCCGCGGUUCGGAGUUGGUCGAGAGUGGCGGCGCGUUGGCUUCUUGCAAUUUCUCGGCAGGCGUCUCGAUCAGUUGGCGGUUUGCAUUUGCGCGUUGCGGACGUCUCGCUUUUACUCGCCCGCCCCGAUCUCCCUCUCUCUCUCGAGCACUCUCCUCAAGUCUCGUUCCGGAAUCGGAAUAUAUAUACUUCGAUCCGUACACGUAGCGGAAUCAAGAUGUUGCGGCAGUGUCUGGUGGCCGUGCUGCUAGUUAUAGCUGGUGCUAAUGGCCAGGGAAAGGAGAAGGAGGAGUUCCAGUGCCCCUCACACAUUGCCAAUGGUAACUACGCUGACCCGGCGACCUGUCGUCGUUUCUACCAGUGCGUCGAUGGAUAUCCGUAUUUGAACCGCUGUCCAUCCGGACUUUUCUUCGAUGAUCUGCAGAAGUUCUGCACUUUCAAGGAUGAGGCCAAGUGCGGUCCUCUACCAACAACGCCCGCCCCUGCCACGGAGGCCCCGGCAGACACCGCCCAACGCUGCAACACGGAGAACUGCGCCCUGCCCUACUGCUUCUGCUCCAAGGACGGCACCCAGAUCCCCGGCGACCUGGAGCCCGAAAAGAUCCCCCAAAUCAUCAUGCUGACCUUCGAUGGCGCCGUGAAUCUGAACAACUACCAGCACUACCAGAAGAUAUUCGACGGCAAGCGCAAGAAUCCCAACGGCUGUCUCAUUCGGGGCACCUUCUUCAUGUCGCACGAGUACAGCAACUACCAGCAGAUCCAGCACCUGGGAUACUAUGGCCACGAAAUCGGAACGGAGAGCAUCUCGCAGCAGCAAGGACUGCAGGACAAGGGCUACGAGGAGUGGGUGGGCGAGAUGAUUGGCAUGCGUGAAAUCCUGCGACACUUCUCCAAUGUGUCCGUCAACGAUGUGGUCGGCAUGCGAGCUCCGUUCCUCAAACCUGGCCGCAACACCCAAUACAAGGUACUGGAGGACUUUGGGUACAUCUACGACAGUUCGAUCACCGUUCCGCCGGUACCCGUGCCAGUUUGGCCGUACACCCUCGACUACAAGAUCUCGCACGAGUGCAAGAGCGGCACUUGUCCGUCGCGCACCUUCCCCGGCGUCUGGGAGGUGCCCCUGAACACCCACUACGUGGAGGGAUACGAGGGCGGUCACUGCCCCUAUCUGGACCAGUGCGUCCUGCACAACCUAGACGAGGAGGAGGUCUUCCAGUGGCUGCAGGAGGACUUCUCGCGCUACUACGAGCAGAACAAGGCUCCAUACAUGAUGCCCUUCCACACUAACUGGUUCCAGACCAAGCCGCUGGAGAACGGCCUGCACAAGUUCCUCGACUGGGCCCUCGACCUACCUGACGUCUACAUCCUGACCGUCACCCAGAUGCUCCAGUACAUGACCGACCCCAAGGAGCUGCGCGAAGUCAGCCAAAUCGAGUCGUGGAAGUGCGACAAGAGCGUGUCGGUGGCCCCCAAGCCCUGCAAUAUCUGGCAGACGUGUGCGCUGCCCUUCAAGAUCCCGGAGCAGAAUCUGACGGAUACGCGCUAUAUGGAGACCUGUCGGGAGUGCCCCAAUGUGUACCCCUGGCUGGGCGAUGCUGGCGGUACGGGAAUCGCGGGUCGGGAUAACUAUAUCUUUGCCGGAGGCGAAACUCCAGAGGAAGAGGAAACUGCCAAGUAGAAACGAGAACUUCCACGUCCACUUAUUCCAUCCUCUAAAUUUCCCCUCCCCCCCUUUUUUUGUUUUUUUUUAUGUGCCUUGACUCGUAUUUUUGUUGAAUUUUUCCCCCAAGUUGUACUACUCUCAGUAAUUUCCCACACAUGUGCCAGUCAUCGUGAUGCAAUAAUGAGCUGCCUUCUCCUUUUUAUAAACAUCCCUUUGUUCCCUCUUCGAUUUUCCUACCACCCCGCCUGUCACUCGUAUUCCCCUUUCCCCCCAGUAGUUCUUAAGCGAA
Drosophila teissieri is the source of this 1979-nucleotide messenger RNA. RefSeq names its product chitin deacetylase 1 (gene Cda4). Gene Ontology annotation, cellular component: extracellular region. The record is from RefSeq and is a predicted model, not a curated record. Bases 245 to 1705 code for a protein of 486 amino acids. The transcript is spliced from 8 exons. Gene Ontology annotation, molecular function: chitin binding. Gene Ontology annotation, biological process: carbohydrate metabolic process. NCBI's taxonomy places the organism in Eukaryota, Metazoa, Arthropoda, Insecta, Diptera, Drosophilidae.